Plasmodium coatneyi is the source of this 1368-nucleotide messenger RNA. RefSeq lists its product as uncharacterized. The coding region runs from base 1 to 1368 and encodes 455 amino acids. The record is from RefSeq and is a predicted model, not a curated record. The transcript has 3 exons. NCBI's taxonomy places the organism in Eukaryota, Apicomplexa, Aconoidasida, Haemosporida, Plasmodiidae.
AUGAAAAUCGUUUCUAUCCUCUUAUCCCUGCUGCUUUUAUUCUUUAUCAAUUUAUUUUUCGUAAAGUCCAUAUAUAAAAAUGAGCAGAGCUACAAUGUUCCGCUGAAUGUCCUAUUCAGUAAGGGGAAGAACAUUCGGAAGAGGUUAUGCAGUGAAUGUUUUUUUAAAAACGAAGUAAACCUGAUAUACAACAGCUGCCGUGCUUUGGAGAGCGUAAACUAUCAUAAGCUUAACCGUAGAAAAUUUUUUUUCUUUGUAAAAGAGUCUCCCAAAAUUUUGAAGAGAUAUGUUAGCUUGAGGUCGCUGUCAAAAAUAUCAGACAUUUUAUCGGUCCGUUUAUUGACUAGGUUCCUUUCGGACAGAGCGUCUGUGGUAACCAACUGGUUUUACCUGCUAGAGGGCACCUACAUAAGGAAUAACAUUUUGCGCGGCCUGGUUGGUUUUUUCGGCACGCUCGUGUUGCGUUUCUUAGUUGUGUACCUCGUUCAGCUGGCCGCGUCCUUCCUCCUGUUCCACUACGUGAACAUCGUUUCGCAAAAGACGCAGGCCUGCAUUUUAGAAGUGAGUGGGUCCAACUACGUCUCCAGGGUGAUUGGUUUUUUCCAACUCAACCUGGUAAAUUAUUACUUAAAUGUGGCAUGCGAGUUUGUCCAGGCGAUCCUCAUACGAGCUCUCUUCAAUCAGUACGAAGGGCACCUCAUCAGGACGAUCAUAUACAACAGCUCCGACUACUACAUAAACACCAGGCUGACAAAUAAAUACCAGCUCCUCUACCAGUGCACCAAGAAGUUCGUUUUGACGCGAAUCAACAAGCUGAGUCUAUUCACCUUCAAUUACUUGCGCUACUUUGUGCUGACUAAUUUGUUCUUUAAAAUAUCGGGAGGCACGUAUAAUAAAUUUUCACCCAGCGACGUGAAGAUGCCGGGCGUCUACUCCAACCCGAGGAAGAGCCUAAACAAAGACAUGAAAUACGCCACCAAAAGGGAAAUAGAAGUUCUGAGAAGCUUCUGCAAAGAAACGGGCUGCCAUACAUGUGGAGUCAGUUGCCACGACCGGUUCAUAGGAGACCACCAGCCACCUGUACAAGUCAUUAAGGACAUGGUUCAUUACUACAAAAAAAGAAAACUCCUUCGAACUAUACUAAAAUUUUUUAAAUUAUAUGACACCAAGCAGAGGUUAUAUCCACAGUGUGUUCGCUGUUCACAAUUACAGGCAGCAUCCGUGAGGUGCAAAAAACUGAGGCUCAUUCCUCACUACAAUACGAUUCGGCUUUUCCAUGCUUCGUCUGUUUUUCACUUGGCAUUGAAGAUGCUUUUGCUCACCCAGUGGAAUAAGAUCGUCUUUUGGGACGGCGACAAUGUGCGCUGA